CCCAGCAACCCCAACCGCAAACAACUCGGCGCCCGCGUCAUCAAACCCACCAAAAACUCCUCAGCGCUCAAAACGGCACAAUUUAAAAAAAAGCAUUCGUCGGGCAUGACGGCGUUGACGGAGAAGAGUUUGGCGAGUCGGGCGGGGCAUUUGGAGUUGUUGAAGGGUGGGAAGAGGGAGAAGAGG
This is a messenger RNA of Sphaerulina musiva SO2202, 186 nucleotides long. RefSeq lists its product as uncharacterized. The annotation marks the transcript as partial. The transcript has a single exon. Lineage: Eukaryota; Fungi; Ascomycota; Dothideomycetes; Mycosphaerellales; Mycosphaerellaceae. The record is from RefSeq and is a predicted model, not a curated record.